AGCUGGUCUCUGAAGGUGUAGCCUUGAAUGCCAGCUCAGGGGGCUGGGCAUCAGCCAGGGAGGACUGGCCAGGAAGCUCAUUUCCCUGGGAGGGAGGGCACUUUUCCUCCACCACCCACUCGCCCUCCCUCAGCCACCUGCCUAGCUUUUUUCCUCACUUGCUCUUGUCCUCCAGAGCCAGACAGGCUCCAGCUUACCUCAGGUACACACCGCCAGGCCCCACGCAGCUCCAGGAGGCCAGAUACGGGCAGCGGAGCGAAGACCCAGGAGCUUCCUGCAGCCAUGCUGGCCCUCAGCCUGGUCAUUCUGGGCCUGCUCACUGCAGUGCCACCUGCCAGCUGUCAACAAGGCCUAGGGAACCUUCAGCCCUGGAUGCAGGGCCUCAUUGCGGUGGCAGUGUUCCUGGUCCUCGUUGCAAUUGCCUUUGCCGUCAACCACUUCUGGUGCCAGGAAGAGCCGGAGCCUGGAGCCAUGGUCAUGACCGUUGGAAACAUGACGGAUGGAGUCCUGGUGGGAAUGGAAGGAAGGUACUCCUCAGUGGCGGCUGGCUUCAGGUCCAGUGAGCACAAGAAUGCCUAUGAGAACGUCCUAGAGGAGGAGGGCAAAGUCCGCAGCACCCUCAUGUGACCCGGCUCGCUUGAGGCUCUGAGGCACCUGUGAUCCAUGCCAUUGCCACCCAGCCACUUCCUUUGCAGUGCAGGAAUCUAAUGGUGGGCUGACACCUUGGAGCUGCCGCCAGCCAAGUUUGGGGCUCACACU
This is a messenger RNA of Fukomys damarensis (Damara mole-rat), 759 nucleotides long. RefSeq names its product PDZK1 interacting protein 1 (gene Pdzk1ip1). The record is from RefSeq and is a predicted model, not a curated record. NCBI's taxonomy places the organism in Eukaryota, Metazoa, Chordata, Mammalia, Rodentia, Bathyergidae. The coding region runs from base 28 to 627 and encodes 199 amino acids. The transcript has 4 exons.